Impatiens glandulifera is the source of this 3863-nucleotide messenger RNA. RefSeq names its product leucine--tRNA ligase, cytoplasmic-like. The coding region runs from base 365 to 3628 and encodes 1087 amino acids. The transcript has 4 exons. Gene Ontology annotation, biological process: leucyl-tRNA aminoacylation. The record is from RefSeq and is a predicted model, not a curated record. Gene Ontology annotation, molecular function: aminoacyl-tRNA deacylase activity; ATP binding; leucine-tRNA ligase activity. Lineage: Eukaryota; Viridiplantae; Streptophyta; Magnoliopsida; Ericales; Balsaminaceae.
UCAUUCUCUCUCACUUUAUUUCCUUCCAUCAAUGGCGGCCUUCUAAUCUUCUUCUUCUUCAGACAUUUUUCUUCGAUUAUUCAUAGAUCUUCUCUUACUCUCCUUCACACACUUUUCUACACCCGUCCACAGAUCUUUAAGAAAGCUGUGGCGGUUGGAUCAGCUGGGAGCCGUCUCCUUUGCUUCAAGCUUCAGCAAUCGUCAUUUCGGCUAAGCCCUGAGUAGAAAUUAUCUCCUCCUUAGCCUGAUUGAUUGCGGAGCUCCUUCUGCGGCUCUGCUUUUCUCCUCAGCAAGUAUUCUUCCAGUACUCCGCCUUCGGAAGGUUCUCAGUAGAGAACUUCUGAGUUUUUGUCAAAUUACGCAUAUGGCAACCUCUGGUCAAGACACAGCAACAGAUGUUGGGAAGAGUUUUGCUAGAAGAGAUAAACUUCUUGAGAUUGAGACAAAGGUACAGAAGUGGUGGGAUGAAAAGGAAGUCUUCAGAGCUGAACCUUUAGAUGCACCUCCUGGUCCGGGCGAAAAAUUCUUUGGCAACUUUCCUUUUCCUUACAUGAAUGGUUAUCUUCACUUGGGUCACGCCUUUUCUCUUUCAAAGCUCGAGUUUGCUGCGGCAUAUCACAGGCUAAGAGGUGCUAAUGUCCUCUUACCUUUUGCAUUUCAUUGCACUGGGAUGCCCAUCAAGGCGUCGGCUGACAAACUUCGUCGAGAGAUGGAUAAAUAUGGUUAUCCCCCAGUUUUUCCUGAAGAGAAAAUUGAAGAGAUAAUAAAGCUAGAGGAAGUUAUUGCAGAAAACCAGUCAGUUCCUGAUAAAUUCAAGGGGAAGAAAUCUAAGGCAACAGCAAAGGCUGGUGGGGAUAAAUACCAAUGGCAAAUAAUGCAAAGUUAUGGUCUAUCUGAUGAGGAGAUUGCAAACUUUGCAAAUCCAUAUAACUGGCUAUCUUAUUUCCCCCCUCUAGCUGUUGAAGACCUUAAGGCAUUUGGCUUAGGCUGUGAUUGGAGACGGACUUUCAUUACAACUGACAUGAAUCCGUAUUUCGAUUCAUUUGUGCGGUGGCAAGUGAAAAAGUUAAAGAAGUUGGGUAAAAUAGUCAAGGAUUUGAGACACACAAUUUAUUCACCAUUAGAUGGCCAACCCUGUGCAGAUCAUGAUCGGGCGUCAGGUGAGGGUGUCAUUCCUCAAGAGUAUACUCUUAUCAAGAUGGAAGUCAUUUCACCUUUCCCCCCUAAGAUGUCUGUUUUGGAGGGUAGAAGAGUAUAUCUUGCUGCUGCAACUCUCAGACCAGAGACUAUGUAUGGACAAACCAAUGCCUGGGUUCUGCCUGAUGGAAAAUAUGGAGCAUAUGAAAUUAAUGAAACUGAUGUUUUUAUAGUUACAGAAAGGGCAGCACUUAAUCUGGCAUACCAAAGGUUAUCGCGUGUUCCUGAGAAACCUACGUGUUUGUUGGAGCUGAGCGGGAACGAUCUGCUAGGUUUGCCUUUGAGAUCCCCUUUAUCUUUCAACGAGGUCAUAUACUCCUUACCUAUGUUGUCAAUUCUAACUGACAAGGGUACUGGGAUCGUUACAAGUGUACCCAGUGAUUCCCCUGAUGAUUUCAUGGCUCUUCAUGACUUGAAAUCGAAACCAGCUUUCAGAGAAAAGUUUGGUUUGAAAGAUGAGUGGGUCUUGCCGUUCAACAUUAUUCCGAUUAUAAACACUCCCGAAUUUGGGGAUAAAUCUGCUGAGAAAAUUUGCUUGGAUAUGAAAAUAAAGAGCCAGAAUGAGAAGCAGAAACUGGAAGAGGCCAAGAAGAAAAUCUAUAAAGGAGGAUUCUACGAGGGAACCAUGAUUGCAGGUGAAUAUUCUGGAAUGAGAGUCCAAGAAGCAAAGAGCCUGAUUAAAAACAAGAUUUUGGAGGAGGGUUUGGCUUUGAUCUAUAGUGAACCAGAGAAGAAAGUAAUGUCGAGAUCUGGUGAUGAGUGUGUUGUGGCACUAACCGAUCAAUGGUAUAUUACUUAUGGAGAAACUGAAUGGCAAAAGAAGGCCGAAGAAUGCUUAGCUUCAAUGGGUCUCUUCUCUGACGAGACAAGGCACGGAUUCGAGCACACGCUAAGUUGGCUUAAUCAAUGGGCUUGCUCUCGAAGUUUUGGGUUAGGCACUCGCAUUCCAUGGGAUGAAGAAUUUCUUGUGGAGUCCUUAUCUGAUUCCACUCUUUACAUGGCAUAUUACACUGUGUGCCACCACUUACAGAAGGGCGAUAUGUAUGGAUCUGAUACUUCAUCUGUUAAACCAGAACAGCUUACAGAAGAUGUCUGGGAAUUCUUGUUUGGCAAUGGCCCAUUUCCGGAAUCGUCAACUAUACCUUCGUCUCUUCUUCAUAAGAUGAAAAACGAAUUUGAGUACUGGUAUCCUUUUGACCUCCGUGUUUCAGGUAAGGAUCUAAUCCAGAACCAUCUUACCUUCUGCAUAUACAACCACACUGCACUUCUUCCAAGACAUCAAUGGCCAAAAGCGUUCAGAUGUAACGGUCAUAUCAUGUUAAACUCAGAGAAAAUGUCAAAAUCAACUGGAAAUUUCAGGACCUUACGCCAGGCCAUUCAGGAAUUCUCUGCCGAUGCCACUAGGUUCUCUUUAGCCGACGCUGGAGAUGGAAUGGACGAUGCCAACUUUGUGUUUGAAACCGCUAAUGCUGCAAUAUUGCGUCUAACAAAGGAAAUCGCAUGGAUGGAGGAAGUUCUUAGCGCUGAAUCCUCUUUACGAGAUGUUCCCCCAACAACAUAUGCUGAUCGAGUAUUUUCGAAUGAAAUAAGUAUUGCUGUUAGUGUAACCGAGAAGAACUAUGCAGAUUAUAUGUUUAGGGAAGCUCUUAAAACUGGCUUUUAUGACCUUCAAGCUGCUAGAGAUGAGUACAGAUUUUCGUGUGGUUCGGAUGGAAUGAACCGAACUCUUCUUUUCCAGUUCAUGGAUGUUCAAACGAGGCUUAUAGCUCCGAUCUGUCCACAUUAUGCUGAAUACAUAUGGAGAGAGUUAUUGAAGAAAGAAGGGUUUGUUAUUAAAGCUGGCUGGCCCGAAGCUGAAUUACCCGAUCUUACACUUAAGAAAGCGAAUAAAUACUUACAAGACACGAUUGUUUCAAUGAGGAAGCUUCUUCAGAAACAGCUUACAGGUUCGAAGAAGGGUAAGACAAAUGUGCCGAAUAACCCUGAUAAAAUUAAGGUUGGAUUAAUAUAUGUGAACGAGCAAUACGAUGGGUGGAAGAAGGAAUGUUUGAAUAUACUUCAAAGUAAGUUUGUCAGGGAAACUGGUGGUUUUAGUCCUGAUCAGGAGAUUCUUGAAGAGUUGAAGAAGAGUUUGGUUGGGCAAGAAGGAAACUUUAAGCAGAUUCAAAAACUAUGCAUGCCUUUCAUGAGAUUUAAGAAAGACGAGGUGGCGACUGUUGGAUUUCAAGCGUUGGAUUUCAAGUUACCUUUUGGGGAGAUUGAUGUUCUUGUGGAGAAUUCGGAGUUGAUUAAGCGUCAGCUUGGCCUUGAGCAACUUGAGAUUUUGUCGAUGACUGAUCCGAAUGCUGUAUUGAGGGCUGGAUCUUUUGCGACACUUCUAAAGCAGAGUCCACCAUCACCCGGAAAUCCAACCGCGAUCUUCUUGGCCUGAGUAUGAGUAAGCUUUCGUUUAUCAAAUUAUAGGCCUGCCUGUUUGGUUGUUUUUUCUUUCAACUUUCUGUAUUGACUUAUUUAUUUCAGUUUUCUGUAUUAACUUAUUUAUUUUUGCAAAGAUUGAUGAUAAUAAUCAUGUAUCUGACUGAUUUCAGUGAAAUUUUGUAAGGAUAUUCUACUUUGCUUUCUUAAAACACUUACAAAUUCAAUGUUAUUUAAGCCUUUGAUUACAA